Molecule: messenger RNA, 2389 nt
Organism: Phragmites australis (common reed)
Lineage: Eukaryota; Viridiplantae; Streptophyta; Magnoliopsida; Poales; Poaceae
Product: exocyst complex component EXO70B1-like
Exons: 1
Coding region: 151-2178 (675 amino acids)
Biological process (GO): exocytosis
Cellular component (GO): exocyst
Molecular function (GO): phosphatidylinositol-4,5-bisphosphate binding
Source: RefSeq, a predicted model, not a curated record
CAUCCAUCCAGUCACGCAAAUCCGCGCGCGCACACCGUGGUCAGCGCAGCUUGACCCCGUUACGCUGCGGCGACCGCGCACACAUUCCUCGCGGUCAAAGAAAGGCAGCGGUGGCAGCAGCCAAUAAUCCCCAACCCACCCGAGGCGGCGAUGUCGGCGGCGCCCCCGUCGCCCCAACCGGAGUCCCCCUCCGCCACCGGCGUCGGCGGCGACAAGGUCCUGGCCGCCGCGCAGCACAUCGUCAAGUCCCUCGCCACCUCAAAGAACGCCGCCGACGAUAUGAUCCACAUCCUCUCCGGCUUCGACAACCGCCUCUCCUCCAUCACCAACGACCUCUUCCCCUCCCCUGAUCCCUCCUCCUUCUCCGCCUCCGGGUCCUCCUCCGAGAUCCCCGCCGCCGCCGCCGCCGCCUUCGACGCCGCAGAUCAGCUCAUCCAGCUCUGGGACGCCACCCCGGAGGCGCUCGUCUUCGAGGCUUCCGAGGACGACGUCGCGCAGUACCUCGCCGCGGUGGACGUCGCCGUCGAACACCUCGCAUGCGGCGGGGCCGGGGGCGCGCGAGCGGGCGUCGCCGUCCAGCUCGCCAUGGUGCGCCUCGAGGAGGAGCUCCGGCACCUCAUGGUCCGCCACGCCGUGCCGCUCGACCCCACGGGCCUCUUCUUCUCGCUCCGCCGCCUCUCGCUCGAGUCCAUGGACGAUCUCGACGCCUGCUCCCUGUUCGACGCCGCAACGCCGCUCAGUCUGGACGCCGCCGCGCCGGAGACCGCGCGUGGCGCUGCCCUCGGGAAUUCGCUCGAGGACCAAGUUUUCGAGCCCGUGCGCCCCGAGGCCGUCGACGAGCUGCGCGCCAUAGCCGACCGGAUGGCGCGCGCAGGUUACGCCCGCGAGCUCGCCGACGCUUACUGCGGCGUCCGACGCGAUCUGCUCGACGAGUAUCUCUCUGUGCUUGGUGUCGAGCGCCUCAGCAUUGACGAGGUGCAGCGCAUUGAGUGGAAGCUGCUCAACGACAAGAUGAAGAAGUGGGUGCACGGGGUCAAGACGGUCGUGCGCGUGCUUCUCGCUGGUGAGCGCCGCCUCUGUGACCAGGUGCUCGCCGCCUCCGAUGAGCUUACGGAGGAAUGCUUCGUUGAAUCCACCAAAGGAUGUAUUAUGCAGAUUCUUAACUUUGGGGACGCCGUGGCUGUGUGCCCCCGCUCGCCGGAGAAAGUCCCGCGGCUUCUUGACAUGUACGAGGCACUUGCGGAGGUGAUCCCUGAAAUGAAGGACUUGUGCUUGGGAAGUUCUGGGGAUGGUGUGAUCAGUGAUGUGCAGGCCAUUCUUGAUAGGCUUGGGGAUGCCGUUAGGGGUAACUUGUUUGAGUUUGGGAAGAUGUUGCAACAGGAGACGUCACGGAGGGCAAUGAUGGCUGGUGAGAUCCACCCGAUGACACGCUAUGUCAUGAACUAUUUGAGGUUGUUGGUUGUUUACAGUGAGACACUUGAUGUCCUUUUGGAUGAUGGCGGCGAUGAUCACAAUGCUUUCAGAAGUUCUGAUGACCAGGACCAGGAACACUUGGAGAGCAUGACCCCUUUUGGAAGGCGCCUUCUGAAGCUGAUAUCUUAUUUGGAGGCCAAUUUGGAGGAAAAAUCUAAGCUCUAUGAAGAUGCUGCCCUGGAGUGCAUAUUUGCCAUGAACAAUUUGCUCUAUAUUGUUCAGAAGGUUAAGGAUUCCGAGCUAGGGAAGAUUUUAGGUGAUCACUGGAUAAAAAGGCAUAGUGGUAAGAUUCGGCAAUAUUCAAAGAGCUAUCUAAGGAUUUCUUGGACCAAGGCUUUGUCUUAUUUCAAGGAAGAUGGACAUGGUAGUGGCAGUGGAAGUGGCAGUGGCAGUGGGCAUUCAAGUUCUAGGAUGUCCAUCAAGGAAAAGUUCAAGAACUUCAACAUGGCCUUUGAGGAAAUUUACAGGAACCAGACACUUUGGAAAGUUCCAGAUCCUCAGCUCCGAGAAGAGCUGAAAAUAUCUAUAUCUGAAAAUGUAAUUCCAGCAUAUCGUGCUUUUUUGGGCAGAUAUGGUAAUCAAGUGGACGGGGGAAGAAAUCCAGGAAAAUAUGUAAAGUACACCCCUGAGGAUUUGGAGAGCCAGCUCUCUGAUUUAUUUGAGGGGUCACCAGGUUCUGCCAACCACUCUAGGAGAAGAACAUAGUUCAUGGUUGAGAGGAUCACGUUUCAGGUAUGAUUUUGUUAAAAGGAUCACAUAUUGAUGAAUUGCUGUACACAUCACAUCCGCUGAUUGGAUGCUUGUUCCUAUUGUAGUCAUUACAAUACUGUAAUACAACCCGAGUACCUUUUGGUAUGCUUACUGUUGCAUGGUUUGUACUAAGAAAUGUUGAACAUUUAUUGUCCUUUUUUUUUUU